Symbiodinium necroappetens is the source of this 510-nucleotide messenger RNA. The record is from the annotation of a GenBank genome assembly. NCBI's taxonomy places the organism in Eukaryota, Dinophyceae, Suessiales, Symbiodiniaceae.
AUGCUGCAGUUGGUAACGAGACGCUUGGAGGCUUUGCGACGCCUUGCAUGCGCAUUUGUUGUUGUAUGUUUUGCCUUUUGGCAGCGGUAUCGUUGGUUUGACCAAAGUCAGAGAAGUCGGCACCGUCCACGAGGUGCACCACGGCCAGCUCCCUCAGCUGUUCCAUUUUCACGGCCAGCAACAGCAGAGGAGCUGGGAGAUUGGCACUUUGGUGGGCGAAGGCGUUGGCUUUGGUUUCACGACGGCCAGACGCAGAACGGCUGGUUUGAGCUCGGAGCCGCGGGAGGGCUGCGAGUUGAGAUCGGCCGGAGCCGGGGAGGGAGCUGGUGGAGGGGAUGGUCAGGCGAGCUGGUCGUUUCCUUCGGCCGUUGUCAUCACGUCUUGGAGCUAACACAGGCGGCCGAGAUUCCCACUUUUCGGGUAAAGGAGCGGAAAAUGAAGGAUGGCUCCGUGGCACGGGCACACGAAGCGAAAACCAUCGGAAAGUUGGAUCUGAGCUUUACAAGCUGA